AUGUUCAAAAUGAAAUACGAUAACGACACAUGGAAAUUUAUUUUUCCAAUUUUAAUUAAUUUUCUGAUGUCGGUUAGUGUGUACUUUUUAACUGUACGUUUAAUUCCAAAAAUAAAAGAUAUGUUUAUUAAAGCUAACCUAUAUGGGAUUGAUUUGAAUAAAAAUAGUGGUGAAAAAGUGCCAGAAACAUUAGGUGUUGUUACCGGAUGUGUGUUUCUUAUAACACUCUUUUUGUUUAUUCCUAUACCAUUUACAAAUUAUAUAUUUAAUGAAACAAACUUCCCUCAUAGCGAGUUUAUGGAAUUUUUGGCUGCCCUACUCUCAAUUUGUUGUAUGUUACUUUUGGGUUUUGCCGAUGAUGUUUUGGAUCUUCGUUGGCGGCACAAAUUAUUGCUACCAACUAUUGCUUCCUUACCACUUUUAAUGGUGUAUUAUAUUAAUUUCAACUCUACCUUAAUUAUUGUACCUAAACCUUUAAGAUCAUGGUUUGGUUUCUCUGUGGAUCUUUGGAUAUUUUAUUACUUAUACAUGGGGAUGCUAGCAGUGUUUUGUACAAAUGCUAUAAAUAUAUUAGCCGGUAUAAAUGGUUUAGAAGUUGGCCAAAGUCUAGUAAUUGCAUUAAGCAUUCUUGUUUUUAAUAUAAUAGAAUUAUCAGGAAAUCUAUGGAAAGCACAUCAGUUUUCAUUAUAUUUUAUGUUUCCAUACAUAGCCACUUCAUUGGGCUUACUGAAAUUUAAUUGGUAUCCAGCUCAAGUAUUUGUAGGUGACACUUUUUGUUAUUUAUCUGGAAUGACAUUUGCCGUUGUUGGAAUUAUUGGUCAUUUCAGUAAAACAACGUUGUUAUUCUUCAUUCCACAAAUACUUAAUUUUCUUUAUAGUGUACCUCAAUUAUUUCAUUUUAUACCAUGCCCUAGACAUAGACUACCAAAAUAUAAUAAAGAAACAGAUAAGCUAACAAACAGCAAUACAGUAUUUAAUAAAAAAGAUAUUGGAGUCAUUGGUUCAUUCAUAUUAUGGAUAUUUGUGAAGUUAAAUAUAAUAAAAUGGGAAGAAGAUGAUAAAGGUAUCAUUACUUGCAAUAAUUUUACAUUGAUUAAUUUUGUUCUAAUUAAAAUUGGACCAAUGAGGGAACCUACACUAACUCUAAUUUUACUGCUAAUUCAGGUUGUUAGCAGUUUAUUAGCAUUCGUUAUAAGAUACCCUCUUGCUUCAAUUUUCUACGAUAUUUGAUGAG
Messenger RNA from Osmia bicornis bicornis, 1234 nucleotides. It is a transcript of the gene Alg7, whose product is annotated as UDP-N-acetylglucosamine--dolichyl-phosphate N-acetylglucosaminephosphotransferase. The coding region runs from base 1 to 1230 and encodes 409 amino acids. Lineage: Eukaryota; Metazoa; Arthropoda; Insecta; Hymenoptera; Megachilidae. Gene Ontology annotation, cellular component: membrane. The transcript has 7 exons. Gene Ontology annotation, biological process: protein N-linked glycosylation; dolichol-linked oligosaccharide biosynthetic process. The record is from RefSeq and is a predicted model, not a curated record. Gene Ontology annotation, molecular function: UDP-N-acetylglucosamine-dolichyl-phosphate N-acetylglucosaminephosphotransferase activity.